Molecule: messenger RNA, 996 nt
Organism: Pyricularia grisea
Lineage: Eukaryota; Fungi; Ascomycota; Sordariomycetes; Magnaporthales; Pyriculariaceae
Exons: 2
Coding region: 1-996 (331 amino acids)
Biological process (GO): UDP biosynthetic process; CDP biosynthetic process; 'de novo' pyrimidine nucleobase biosynthetic process
Cellular component (GO): cytoplasm; nucleus
Molecular function (GO): ATP binding; UMP kinase activity
Source: RefSeq, a predicted model, not a curated record
AUGGCGUCGAUGCAGCGGUCAUGCUGGCGGCAGCUGGCGCGGGCGAACGUUGCAGCUCCGUCGCAGAGGAGGGCGGCCUUCUCGGCGGCCAGCUCCAUCACUAAAGCACCAAGGACCCUGUCUGCGGCGAGGUCUAGCAUUCCGAGACGUUUCUACAGCUCCCAGCAGCAGCAGACGCCGCCUCCACCUCCUCCCCCUCCUCCGCCAAAGGAGGACAAGAUCAAGUUCUGGCCUUUUGUGGUCAUUAUUGGUCUGGCAACAACCGCGUGGAUUGGUCUGGUUAAUCAGAGGAAGGAUAUGCCCGGCGUUCCACCUCAACAACAAGUCGGCCUCGGCGGCCGCCUCCCUGCCCCGGCGAAACCUACACCUACCUUCUCCGCGGACGACGUCACCGUCGUUUUUGUCCUCGGUGGACCCGGCGCUGGCAAGGGCACCCAGUGCGCCCAACUCGUCGAGCGCUACGGCUUCACCCACCUCUCCGCCGGUGACCUGCUGCGCGCGGAGCAGGAGCGGCCCGGGUCGCAGUUCGGAGAGCUCAUCAAGGACUGCAUCCGCAACGGCGCCAUCGUGCCCAUGGAGGUGACGGUGCAGCUGCUCGAGAACGCCAUGACCGAGGUCGUCGAGGAGAACAAGAAGAAGAGCAAGGACGGGUCCUCCAAGGCCAAGUUUUUGAUCGACGGCUUCCCCCGCAAGAUGGACCAAGCCCUCAAGUUCGAGGAGACUGUCUGCCCGGCCAAGUUUGUCCUCUUCUACGACUGCCCCGAGGCAGAGAUGGAGCGCCGCCUCCUCGAGCGCGGCAAGACCAGCGGUCGGGCCGACGACAAUGCCGAGAGCAUCCGGAAGCGCUUCCGCACUUUUAUCGAGACCAGCAUGCCCGUGGUUGACCACUACGAGAAGGAGAACCGUGUCGUCAAGAUUGAUGCCACACCGCCCCCUGACCAGGUCAGCAAGGAGACCCAGAAGCGCAUUGAAAGCCGCCUGGGCUCCAGCUUCUAA